AUGACGCAACGCGAACCCCUGGGCCCGGCCAGCGCCAACAGCGCCGCCUGGUCGGGCCCCUUUGGCUCCCCUGCCAAGCUCUUCCCCUCGCUGGGCGGCGAGGACGAGGCGGGAGAGCCGGCCAUUUCGGCAGAGUCGGUGGCCAAAAACGCAGCCCGUGUGAUAGAGGCACUGGAGGCCGAGAGCCCUCCCGAGCAGUUAGAGGACAGCCAGGGCUCACGCACCGGUGCACGCACGCCAGCGGAGCAGCAGCAGGCAGCCGAGCUGGCGGUCGUGCCUUCAUCUGGUGGCGGGCAGCGUAUUGACACAGUGCUCAUUCGUCGCCUGGCAUCUGAGGUGGCAGCCGAUGCUGAUGUGGUGGCUGCCUGGGAGGAGGCAGAAGCGCUGCGCCAGCAGCUGCGCCUCAAGGACGCCGAGCUGCAGACGGCGCUUGAGGCGCUCGCGGCGGCGCAGGCGUUUGGCGAGAGCCCGCGCUCUGUGCAGCGACACCAGGAGACGGCGGGCCAGCAGCUGGCCCGGUUCCUGAAGGACCAGCUGUCCAUGCGGGAUGGGCAGCUGGUGGCGGCGCAGGAGGAGGCCGCAGAGCUGGGUCGCCAGCUGCAGCAGCGGGAGCGCCAGUUGGCGGCCAGCGAGGAGCAGCUGGGUGCUGCGCAGACCGCGCUGCUGGAGACCCACCACGAGGCAGAGGCGCUGCGGCGCCAGCAGGCGGGCAUGCAGCAGGAGCUGGAGGUGGCCAGAGCCGAGGCCGCGGAGCAGGCCGAGGCCGCCAACUAUGCUCGGCUGGAGGUGGAGGAGGCACGGCGCGAUGCGGCAGCUCAGCUGCAACAGCUGCGCAGCGAGCUGUGUGCGGUGGAGGCGCGGGCCAACCUGACGGCAUAUGGCACACCAGGAGGGAGUUGGCAGGAGCCAGAAGGCAGCAUCAGCCUGCAGCAGCCAGGCACCGCCUACCACAGCGUUGGCGAUGAGGUGGGGGUGGAUGGCCCGGCAGCGGCAGCGGAGCAAGAGGAGGAGGAGGAGGUCGACGAUGUGUUCUCUUCACCUGUGCUGUCCAACCUGCGCGCCUCAUCCAGCCCCGAGCAGCGCUCCCAGCAGCAGCAGCAGCAUGCCGGCUCUUCCUUCCAGUUUGCGACGGCCACGGCCGACAGUGGCAACGGGGCCGCUGCGCCGGCAGACGACGACGGCUCCUCGUCUGGCGGCGAGACGGAGGUGACUGUGUCAGAGGCGGCGGUGGUGGCACGCACCCUGACACGAGCCAGCGUUCUGCAGAAGGACCGAGAGCACUUGCGGGAGCAAGUGCGGGACCUGUCUCAGGAGCUGCGCGACUUGAAGGGGAGGCAGAAGCAGAUGGCGCAGCACCUGCAGGCGGCGCACGCCGAUGGCGGCAUCGCCGGUGGCGGCAGCCGUGCGGGCGGUCGCCCGCAGCAGCCGACGCGGCAGCGCCCGCAGCAGGCACCUGCGGCACAGCGUGCGGCUGCGGCAGCGGAUGGCGGCGACGCUGGGCUGGAGGAGCGGUGCAGGCUGCAGGCGGUAGAGGAGCGGCACCUGCGGUCCGAGGUGGAGAUGCUGAACCGCAAGUGCGACAAGGGCAACGAGAUGCUGCUCAAGGCCAACCACGCCAUGAAGAUCCUGCACUACAAGCUGCAGAAGGAGCGCAAGGCGGUGGGGCGGCUGCAGGAGGAGAUGUGCACGCUGCAGGCGCAGCUGCUGAGCGGCGGCGGCGGCGGCGGCGGCGACCCGCGCCAGCUGGCGGCGCUGCUGCAGGAGCUGCAGUCGGGGCGGACGCGCAUCGAGGUGCUGGUAGAAGAGAAGGCGGCCAUGGCGGCCAAGCUCGAGGCGGUGGCCACUGGCGGGCGCAGCAGCAGCCGCGAGCAGCGCGAGGCGGCCGCUGCGACGCUGGCUGCGCUGCAGCAGCAGCAGGAGGCCACGUCGGCGGCGCUUCGCGAGGAGCUGGCUGCCGAGCGUGGCCGGGCCGCGGCGCUGGCCGAGGAGCGCGGGCUGCUGGAGGGGCGGCUGCAGGAGGCGCUGGGCCGGCUGGGCGCCGCCGAGCAGAUCUCAGGCCACCUGGAGCAGAUGAAUGCGUACCUGCAAGAGGAGCGGCAGCGCUGCCAGGAGCUGGCGUCUGCGCUGGGGCGGGAGCAGCAGGGCUCCGAGUCGCGCGCCGCCGAGGUGGCGCGGCUGUCGGCGCUGGCGCAGCACUCUACGGAGGAGGUGAUGGCGGCGAGGGAGGCGGCGCAGGCGGAGCGCAGCCGUGCCGAGCAGCUGCUGCGGGACAAAGCAGAACUGCAGGGCAAGGUGCUGGCGUUGCAGGAGACGCUGCAGCGGCUGGAGAAGGCGGACGAUGUGCUGCUGCGGCUCACCGAGGACAAGGCCUCCCUGCAGCUGCAGCUGCAUGAGAGCCAGGUGGCGGCCACGCGGGCUCAGUCGGAGGCAGAGGAGCGCGGCAGGCAUGCUGCCGAGGUGGAUGGCACGUGCCAGGAUCUGCGCCGCCAGUUGGAUGCUGCCAUGGCUCAGCACGAUGUGGCCCAUGCUGCGGUGGAGGGAGCCGCCGACCAGAUGCAGCAGCUGACCGACAGCCACGAGGCGCUGGAGCGGGAGCUUGCGGCGGCUGGGGCGCAGCUGGAGGCAGCGCAGGGCGAGCUGGCGCAGCGCGCACAGCAGGCUCCGCAGCUGGAGCAGCGUGUGACAGCGCUCGAGGCGGAGCUGCGGCAGGGCCUGCAGCAGCGAGAUGCUGCUCUGGCGCAGCUGCAGGAGCUGCACCGGGGGCUGGGCGCGGCGCAGCAGGAGGCCGCCGCGCAGCACCAGCUGGCGGCUGAGGGGCGGGAGCGCCUGGCGGCGGCCGCCACGGAGCAUGAGGGCCUGGCCACGCAGCUGGCCGGCCUGCAGGCCGAGAACGACAACCUGAAGGACAAUCUCAAGGCGCUGGAGGCGGAGUGCGAGGCCGUGCGGCGGCUGGGUGCCAAUGUGGACCAGACCAACCAGACGCUGGUGGACAAUAUGUGUGACAUGUCUGGGCUGGUGGAUGCGGUGCAGGCGCUGCAGCAGCGCAACCGCCUGCUGCAGCAGGACCUGGACACCCUGAAGGGCAAGUACACAGACCUGCACCGGGGCCACGAGGCGCAGACCCGCACGCUGCACGCCGCUCAGAAGGAGCUGGCCGCGCAGCACCGGCAGCACUUGGAGCUGCAGGCUGCGCACGCUGAGCUACAGGAGCAGGCAUCCAGGCUGCGGGCUGAGCUGGCGGCGGCGCAGGCGCAGCGGGACCAGGCGGCGCAGCUGCAUAAGGAAGCUGAGCAGGAGUUGGGUGCGCUUGGGGAGCGCCUGGCUCAGGCCGAGGCCAGCCUGGGGGAGAGUCGGCAGGAGGCACAGAAGGCAGUGCAGCAGCAGCAGGAGGCUGCCGCAUCUGCGGCCGAGCUGCUGCAGCAGCUGGGCGAAGCGCAGCGGCAGCUGGCGGCAGGUGCUGAAGAGAAGCGGGAGCGGGGCCAGCAGCAGGAGGCAAUGCAGCAACAGCUGGCAGCUCUGCAAAAGAAACAGUCGGUGGCAGAUGGAAAGCUUGUGCUGGCCCGGCAGCGAGAGGCACAGUUCAAGGAGGCCUCAAAGCAGCUCAAGGUGCUGCAGCAGGAGCUGCUGACGUUUGUGAAAGAUGCCCAGGUACACCGGCAGCGGCGUGAAGAGGCGGAGCACCGGUGCGAGGCCCUGGAGGCUCGGUGCCUUGCCCUGGAGCAGCAGGCACAGCAGCUGGGCGAGCAGCUGGCGACAGAAGAGGGGGAGCGCGAGGUUGUGGCCACCAAGCAGGCUGCGCUGCAGGGGCAGUUGGCUGAGGCGCAGCUCAGCGUGGCGCAGCUGGAGGCGCAGCAGGAGACUUUCCAAUCGGUGCAGCAGCGCCUGAGCGAGCUGGAGACGGAGCAGCACAGCGCGGCCGAGUGGUUUGAUGCCCUCACUGGCGAGCUGACAGACAAGACCGACCAGCUGGCAGCCCUGGAAUUGAAGCUGCAGGCAGCUGAGCAGCAGGCAGCAGAGGCAGCUGUCCAGCUGGCAGAGGCGCAGGAGCAGCUUGCUGGCGUCAGUGAGGCGCGGUCGGUGGCGGAGGCGGCGCAUGCCGAGUCGAGCUGCGGCCUGGAGCAGGUGCAGCGGGAGCUUGCGGAGCGACAGCGCGAGCUGGCCGAGCGCCAGGAGCAGCUGGAGGCGGCUGAGGCGGUGGCUGCCGAGAUCAGCGUGCAGCUGGUGUUGAUGCAGGCAGGCAAGGAGGAGGCAGAGAGCACUCUGGCCGCUGUCCAGCAGCAGGCGCAGCAGGCACAGCAUGAGUGUGCGCACCUGCAGCAGCAGCUGGCAGCCACAGAGGCUGGCGGUGCGGCGGUACAGGCGGAGCAGCAGCAGCGCAUCGACCAGCUGUACCGCGGCCUGUUCGUCAUGGCAGCGGUACACGAGGCGGGCGUACGCGAGCUGCAGGCAGCUGCCGCUUCGGCCAACGACCAGCACUCGGCCACGUUGUCGGCAGCGCAGCAGCAGCACGCAGCUGAGCUUGCAGCAGCUAGGGAGCAGCACGCCGCUGCCCGGGCAGCAGCACAGGAGCAGCACACCGCUGCCAUGGCGGCAGCAGAAGAGCGGCAUGCGGAGGCUGUUGCGGGGGCUGAGGAGCAGCAUAGGCAGCAGGCGGCGGUCCUGGAGGCCGCGGUCGCCGACCUUUCGGCGCAGCUGGAGGCGGCAUCCAGUGCACACCAGGCAGCCUCUGAGCGCUGCUCGGGCCUGGAAGCUGAGCUGGCGGCCCGGGCUGAGCUGGCGGCCUCGCUGGAGCAGCAGCUGGCUCAGGCCCAAGCCGAGCAUGGGGCAGCCGCCACUGCCCUGAGCUGCACGGAGCGGCGCCACCAGCAGGUGGCUGCCGAUGCCGAGAUGCAUGAGCGGCACGCGCAGCAGGUGGAGCAGCAGUGCAGCGUGCUUCGCGAGCAGCUGGCAUUCCUGCACGAGCAGCAGCUGUCAGAUUCCGACGAGUGCGGCUCGCUCAAGGCGGCCCUGGCGGCGGCAACGGGCGAGAGCGCCUCGCUGCACCAGCAGCUGGCCGAGGCGCGGCGGGCGGCUGAGGCCGCCGCCGGCGAGCAGCAGCGCCUGCAGGGUGAGCUGGAGGCGGCCGAGGAGGCGCAGCAGGCCACGCAGCGGCGCGAGGCCGGCCUGAGGCAGCAGCUGGCGGCCAGCGCUGCCGCUGCUGAGGAGGCGCAGCAGGCGGCGGAGCAGUCCCGCGUGGAGCUGGCGUCUGCCGAGUGCCAGGCCGACCGCCUGCGCCAGCAGCUGGAGGUGGAGGAGGAUCGGCGGCGGGAGGUGGAGCGCCAGCUGGACGCCGCUGACGUGGAGCGGGAGCGGCUGCUGGCCAAGGCGCAGGUGCAUGACGUGCUGGAGGGGCUCAGCAGCCGGCUGCAGGCCCAGAUGGAGCUGCUGCAGCGCAUCGAGAGCGCCUCGCCUGCGGCGGCGCUGGCCCCAGAUGGGCAGGUGGACUCGCUGGCGGGUGGGAGUAAGGGGCAGCUGGCAUCCCGCCGGGAGCUGCUGGCACAGGCGCUGGAGAAGCUGCAGGCCCUGAAAACCGAGAACGAGCAGCUGUGGCGCAUGCUUGAGGAUCACCUGUCUGGCAGCAGCAGCCCCGCUGGCGACGGCAGCAGCGGUGCCUGUGCCAGGCCCAACCUGUAUGUCGAACACCUGGAGGCUGAGCGGGAGCAGCUGGCUGCCCAGCUGGCCGCCGCGCAGCAGGAGCACGCCGAUGCUGCAGCACGGCUGGCUUCGCAGCAGGCCGCCAUUGCUAAGCUGCAAGCGGUGGUACAGCGGCUGUCUGCAGCCGGCGGCAAGGGCGGCAGCCCUGGUAUUGGUGCUGGCCUGCCGCUGCUGGGCCCGGCCGCAGAUGAUUGGCCCUGCCCAGCGCUCAGCAUGCCGGCCUCCGAGCAGCAGCACAGCGGCAUGAACGACGGGGUGCCUGCAGGCGGCGGCGAGGGGUGGCAGACGGAGAAGCGGCUGCUCAAGGCCAUCUGCAAGCUGGCGCUGGGUGUGACUAUGGACCACAUGGGAGGCCGCCAGGAGGCUGCCAGCCUGGCGGAUGAGUUGGCGCCGCUGAUGGCGGCGCACGCAGCCACGCUGCGCCUGCUGGGCCUGCACAAGGUCUGGGCCUCACUGCAGCAGCUUGCGGUGACGGGCGGCGCCGCCGCCGCCGCACCCGGCCACUCCUUGCAGCCGCCGACGCAGCAGCAGCAGGGCUCGAGUUUCCCAGCGGCGGUCGCGGGUGACGAGUCCGGCGACGUGUGGGCGCUGCAGCAGCGCCUGCAGCAGUACAAGGCCAAGUGCCGGGGGCUCAAGGCGACUGUGGUUGCCCUGGAGGGGGCCGCCGCACGCUGGCAGUCGCAGGCGGUCGAGGUGGAGCAGGGGCUGGCGCUGCUUCGCUUCAGGCUGGCAGAUUUGCUGUCGGAGGUCAAGUGGGUUCUGGAGGACUACAGCGAAACCGAUGCCGGCGCCACGGCUGCCGCAGGGGAGGGCGGGCUGGGCAGCCGCCAGCUGGCGGCGCUGGUGGAGCAGCUGGGCAAGGGGCUGCGCCGCAUCCUGCGCAAGUACAAGACCUUGGCAGGCCACCUGCACGACUCCCAAGACAGCAGCGGCGGCGACUACCCCCUUCACCAGCAUCACCAGCACCAGCACCAGCAUGAGCCGCAUGCUUACGCGCGCCGCCGCCACCACCAGCCUGCGCCCUGCCACCAGCCGGCUCACAGCGGCGAGGGCCAGGAGGUCAGCAGCAUCGACGAGGGCGGCGGCCGCGGCGGCGGCACCUGCGCCAGCCAGGCCAGCAGCUGGGCCAUCGGCGCGGGCAGGCACAGCGGCGGCAGCGCCGCCGACCCCAGCAGCGCCUAUGGCGGCGCCGCCAGCGAGGCCAUGGCCGAGGCGGGGCGCAAGGCGGCCAGCAUCGCAGCCAAGCUGGACCGCCUGCUGACGCCUCAGUCGCGCGCGGCGGUGCACGGCGGAGGCGGAGUGGGCUGGACCAGCCGGUUUGCCACUGGGGAGGUGGGCGGGGAGGCGCAGGCGGAGGAGGUGGAGGAAGAGCCCGGCCACUAUGGCCGCCCGCACCAGCAGCAGCUGUGGCCUGCGCCAGCUGGCGACCCGGAGGAGGUGCCGCUCCGGCAGCGGUUUGGCAGCGCGCCCCCCUUUUGA
Molecule: messenger RNA, 7173 nt
Organism: Chlorella variabilis
Lineage: Eukaryota; Viridiplantae; Chlorophyta; Trebouxiophyceae; Chlorellales; Chlorellaceae
Exons: 19
Coding region: 1-7173 (2390 amino acids)
Source: RefSeq, a predicted model, not a curated record